UAUGUUUUAGUGUAACAAUUAAAAAAAAAAGUAUUCAAAUAGUAGGAAAUUGUAAAAAUAGUGUAGUAAAUAGUAGGUGUUAGUGCGAGGCCUGGAAUUAUUAAAUAAUAAAUAGGUAAAAUAGCUUCCGAAUGCUAGUGCGGUCAUAAAAGUGUCGGCUCGGUGGUACUGGAAAGUCGCUCUCAAUUGAAGGACACGACCACUUGCAGAGUGGAAUUACUCUCUGCGGUAAAGUAUAUUCUUGUGCGUGAAGUGAUAAUAGAGAUCAAUUGGCAAGUUGUUUCUUCUUUUUUUUUUUCCUUUUUUUUUCUUAUAUUCUUCAAUUGUUUCAGGCGUCUGCGCCUGAUAGGGUACGAGCGGGUGUGUGCAAGAGAGAUAGAGUCACAGAAUCGGGAGGAGUUAACCAGGGCGGCAAAGGUAGAGUCUGCAGUAGUCGCCUCCGAGCCGUUGAGCCGUCGCGAUGCGGGCGACUAGUACGACAUCUUGAAAGCUCGUGAUACCGACCUCUCUCUGUCAUUCCUAGUAUCUCAUUACCAUAUCACAUUCCCCCUACCCAUCCCUGCUCUUCAACCUCAAUAAACAAACGCUCCCACAUGUUUCAUUUUUCUUCACCGUCAAUUCAAUUUUUUCACUUCAAAAAAAUUCACAUCACAUCACAAUCACCACGUGUCCAAAAGGAAAAUCAUUGACCAAAAACUUGUGUGAUUUUCCCCCAAAAUUUCUUUUUUCCAUUUGAUAAAAAUUCUUCCAUUAUCCAUUUUGAGGUUAGGAAUUUUAGCGCCAAAUUAACGCGACGAAUGAUAACUGCAGAUGGCGCGCAGGAAAAUCUGGAUAAAAUUGUACCGAUCACGACGGAAACAGAAAGGACAUUGUUUCGAUGCUCUUGAAAAUAUCUAUAACGAAGACAAUAUAAAUUCCAGCGCCAAAGAAAAAUGAGGGAAUAAGAAAUAAAUUAUAAUAAAUAAUAUAACCAACAACUUAAAGUGAUAUAUAUAAAUGACAAAACAACAAUAAUCAAUAACUGACAAAACAAUAAAUAUCCUAUAAAUUUUACACCCCGUGUACCAAAAUAAGUGUAUAAAUUGACAAAUGACCAAUGAAAAUAAUUUUUAAAUCAAAUCAAAAAGAAAAAUACAACACAAAUAAAGACGAAUUUUAAAGAAAAUACAGAAGAUAUUUUCAUCAAUAAUGAGAAGGAAUUAAAGGAAGAAAUCUAAAAAGAUUUUAUAAUAUCCAGGAAAUAAAAGAUAUUUAUAAAAAAAAAGAAAAAACUAUACUAAUUUGCUACAAAUUUACCUAUAUACACUUUGGAAAUUCAUUCACUCUGUAUAGAAUUAAAUCAAUUAAGUCUAGUCAAUUAUAUCAAUAGAAAAAAAUGACAUAUUUUAUAAGAAAAGAAAUAUUUUCUAAAAACUCGAUUAAUUUUGAAAUGAUGAAGAAAAAGAAAUUUUUAUCUAAAAUAAUAUCCAUCCGUGACCACACGUCAAUAUCCGUCUGAGCUGCCAAUAUUUCGUACGUAAAAUUGAUUCGUGUAUAUAAAAUUUAAAAAAAAAACGUGAGUGUGACACUAUAAAAAGAAAAUUUAAAAAAAAAACCAAGGGUCCAGAAAUAUCGAAAAUUCAAUAAAUUCGAUAUAAAGACUAAUCUCAACUAAAUUUCGACCAGGUAUUUGUGAACAUCUUCAGAGAAAAAAAAAGUGUCAUUCAUGUUGCACGAAAUGUUUUAAGUACAUGUCGGUGUUUUUCUUCCGACUGCACAACCUUCGCCGUCAGGCGGAGGAGGAUCGAAAGAAAAAACAAAAACGAGGAGGUCAGUGUGGUCAACGAGGGACCAAUUGCGGGGACCAACCCCAACCCACUGCUGGGUCAAUGCAGUAUUCCAAUAGGGUACAUCGGGGCCCAAGUAAACUUUUCGAAAGAGCUCCUCUUCAGCCAAGCGAUUCCCUUGACGAAAUUGCUUUUCAAAUUCCUAGAGUUCGUGUUGAGUAUUACGUGAAUGAGAAUACAUUCAAGGAACGCCUUCAACUCUACUUCAUCAAGAACCAACGCUCGAGUCUGAGGAUACGUUUAGCCAAUCUUUUUUUCAAACUACUAACAUGCUUCCUGUACAUUUUUCGUGUUGUCACCGACAACGAUCCAACGUUCGCCGCAUGUUACGGCUGCACUGCCGGCAACAAGAGCGAGUUCCUUGUGUCGAGACAUCUCACAGGAGAAGAGUUCCAAGACAAUCCAACCAUCAACUGGGACGCAAUCCUGUGGGUGAGGAGACCCCUGGAAUUGUGGAUCGUUCAAGUGAUUCUGGCGAUAAUAUCACUGACAGAGACGUUGUUACUCGCUUAUCUGGGAUACAAGGGGAACAUCUGGCAGCAACUUCUGUCUUUCCAUUUCAUUCUGGAAUUAGUCACAACGAUUCCUUUUACGGUUACAUUGCUGUACCCCCCAAUGAGAAAUCUCUUUAUACCAGUAUUUCUGAAUUGUUGGCUGGCGAAACAUUCGUUGGAAAAUAUGUUCAACGAUUUGCACCGAGCGAUGCAAAAAUCUCAAUCAGCUCUCAGUCAACAGCUAAUGAUUCUUAGCGCUACGCUAUUGUGCCUUGUUUUCACCAGCGUCUGUGGAAUACAACAUUUUCAGAGGGCAGGACACAGACACCUAAACCUCUUUCAAAGCACAUAUUAUGUCGUUGUAACGUUUUCCACAGUCGGAUACGGAGAUUUCGUGCCUGACAUUUGGCCUUCUCAACUCUAUAUGGUCAUUAUGAUCUGCGUAGCGCUUAUAGUUCUACCAACACAAUUUGAGCAGUUGGCCUUCACUUGGAUGGAGAGACAGAAACUGGGUGGUUCCUAUUCGUCCCAUAGAGCACAAAACGAAAAGCACGUUGUUGUUUGUAGUACAACCUUACAAGCGGAUACCAUCAUGGACUUUCUUAAUGAAUUUUACGCUCAUCCUUUGCUUCAGGACUACUACGUGGUUCUCUUGUCGCCAAUGGAAUUGGACACGACGAUGAGAAUGAUUCUUCAAGUGCCGAUUUGGGCUCAACGGGUGAUCUACAUUCAGGGCUCGUGCCUGAAAGAUGGUGAUCUCGCGAGAGCUAGGAUGAAUGAGGCUGAGGCCUGUUUUAUCCUUGCUGCGCGAAAUUAUGCGGACAAAGCUGCCGCAGACGAACACACCAUCCUCAGGUCCUGGGCCGUGAAAGAUUUUGCACCCGAUGUACCUCAGUACGUUCAAAUCUUCCGUCCAGAGAAUAAGCUCCAUGUGAAAUUUGCCGAACACGUUGUGUGUGAAGACGAAUUUAAAUAUGCCCUUUUGGCGAACAAUUGCACGUGUCCUGGAGCAUCAACUCUGGUUACUUUAUUACUUCACACUUCACGAGGACAGGAGGGUCAACAGUCACAAGAAGAGUGGCACAGGCUUUACGGAAAAUGCUCGGGCAACGAGAUUUAUCAUAUAAUUCUAGGGGAUUCACGAUUUUUUGGCGAAUACGAAGGAAAGUCGUUUACGUACGCCUCGUUUCACAGUCACAGAAAAUAUGGAGUUGCCUUGGUUGCAGUUAGACCGGCAGAAUUGCCAGAAUUCUACGAGGACACAAUUCUGCUCAAUCCUGGUCCACGACAUAUCAUGAAGAAGACCGACACCUGUUACUACAUGAGCAUAACGAAAGAGGAGAAUUCUGCGUUUGUAGUGGCAAAUAAUCAAACGACGGGAGCAGAAUUCUCGGGUGUGGCUGUUGAAGCAAAGCAGGACGCUUCUUCAACGACAGAUGCAAAUCCAACAACGUCAACAUCUGCAGCGACAACGACAACGACAAUGUCGACGACGACUACCACUGGAGGGAAUGGUACAGCCUUGAGUAAAGGUGUUGAUACGCACCGACGAUGUGAAAAUAAUAUUAAAGAAACAACAAACAGGCAGGAGACCUGUAAUAAUAAUAUCACUCCCAGGGCAACUUUGCCCCCUGUUAUAUUGCAGGUCCCCCUUAGCACGUCCACACUCCAACAUCACAACUUACUCGCAUCCGAUGUCCACCCAACAUAUCUCGAUACUGGAGCCGUAGGAGACUCAAGACAGUGCCUGAAGGACGCUGGAUCCUCGCCACAAACACCGAUCACAACAAAUCAUUUGGACGUUCCAAGAUCGUUGGAUCCAAAUCCAAAUCUCCUUAGUCCGGAAAUUUUAAUGCAAAGAAGAGGUAGUAGAAGACCGAGUAUUUUGCCAGUACCGGAUAUGUUGACCAGUUCGACGUUAAACUUGCCUGGUCAAGAAUCUCUGGAUCACGAAGGUGAUGAAUCAGAAGAUGAAUUGGAUGACGAUGUUCCCUGGAGAUCGCCAAGUGAAAAGAUAGCCUUUAAAGGAAUCGUCAAAGGAUUUCCGCCUGUCUCCCCUUUCAUUGGAGUAUCACCAACUCUUUGUUAUUUACUCAAGGAAAAAAAGCCACUUUGUUGCCUUCAGCUGGCUCAAGUUUGUGAGCAUUGCAGUUAUAGGAAUGCUAAAGAAUAUAAUUGGCAGAAUAAAACUAUUAUUUUAGCUGCCGACUAUGCCAGCAAUGGAAUCUAUAAUUUUAUCAUUCCGUUGAGAGCCCACUUCAGGUCAAAAACAUCUUUAAAUCCCAUCAUCCUUCUACUGGAAAGGAGACCGGAAAUUGCAUUUCUGGAUGCUAUUUCCUAUUUUCCUCUGAUCUAUUGGAUGCUGGGCUCCAUAGAUUGCCUAGAUGACCUUUUACGAGCUGGUAUCACUUUAGCGGAAAAUGUCGUGGUUGUCAACAAAGAACUCAGCAAUUCUGCUGAGGAAGACACUUUGGCUGAUUGUAAUACAAUAGUUGCUGUGCAAACCAUGUUCAAAUUUUUUCCGAGCAUAAAAAGCAUAACGGAAUUAUCGCAGUCGAGUAAUAUGCGAUUCAUGCAGUUCAGAGCACACGACAAGUAUGCCCUUCACCUCAGCAAAAUGGAAAAGGUACUCCUCAGUGCUACUUCCGGUGACAGCUACCCCGCUGAGCCUCACAUGGGCUCCCCGAGAGAAAAGGAGAGAGGCUCACAUAUAUCAUACAUGUUUCGUCUGCCAUUUGCCGCUGGAAGUGUUUUCAGUGCCUCAAUGUUGGACACGCUUCUUUAUCAAGCUUUCGUCAAAGAUUAUGUGAUAACAUUCGUUAGGUUACUACUUGGAGUGGAUCAAGCGCCAGGCUCUGGAUUUUUAACAUCUAUGAAGAUUUCGAAAGAAGACAUGUGGAUAAGAACGUAUGGGAGACUUUAUCAAAAAUUGUGUUCAACAACUUGUGAGAUACCGAUAGGAAUUUACAGAACUCAAGAUACGACGCUAACUGAUACUUCACACGGUGACUCUGAUGCUGAGAGCGACGCCGGUGUUGGUGUGACUUACAAAAUACGCCAUUCGUCAGCAGCAUCCUGUUUAGCUAAUUGUACCAGUCGUGAUAAGGGUUCUUCUCCUGUGAGUAAAGUCGAUGUGUCGAUUAACAGCUUUGGCAAAAUUUCUGACAAGUAUUCCGUGAGUGUUGGAGACGAGGCAAGGGACAAUCAUGCCCAGCAAAUAGAGCGCGCGGAAAUAGCAAAUCUAGUGAGAUCAAGAAUGGAGUCCCUAAAUUUACCGAUAGCCGACUACGAUGACGUCUCGGAGAAACGUAACAACCUCUCCUACGUGAUCAUCAAUCCCAGCUGUGACCUGAAACUCGAGGAAGGCGACAUUGUCUACCUAGUGCGGCCAAGUCCAUUCUCAGCGCAAAAAACAUUCGAGCGUCACAAUUCCCGACGGAAAAGUAACAUUAGCUUUUGUUCAGCUCAAUUGGUACAGCAAAUGAGCACGGCAAUCGCUUCGGCUGGACUUGCCGGCGCCGGGCCAGGAAGUCGCCGAGGCUCCGGGAUCGGAUUGGCCAGGGCACCACCACUCGGGAAUACAAAAUCAAAUUCCCUUUCUCUGCCAGACAGUCCCACCGUGGCCGGUAGCUUGAGGGGUCGUUCGAAUUCCCUUCGAGUCGUUGACGACAUCCUGCUCAGACGAAGCAACUCAUUGAGGCAAGGUUUGAGCGCAGUGUCGAGGCGAAAGAGCAGCCUCGAGGACAUUGGCUUGGGCUCCCUGUCCCACCAUUCGAAUUACAAUCCUAUUAAAAUUGCCUUGAACGGUUCCAUUGGACUGGAAGUGACGCCACCCGAGGAGGGCUCCCAAGGUGCAAGUGCUUCCAACACUGGAAUUCUUGACAUUGGUCUUCCAUCGAUACCUGCCUUUGGAAUGGGAUUGAAUCCAAAUCUCUCCACUGGAUUGGGUGGCUCACUGGGUGGACUCUACGAUCCACCAGCAAUUCAAGAGCCAAUGGGAUCGACGGUUCAGUCCUCGUCCUCCUCCCAAGGCACCCAGGAUCCGCAGCACAUACAAGGGACCUUUGUAUGAUAUCAUCUCAUGUGGGGACGCAGGCUCUCCAAUGUAGUCAGAAAUAAAAAUCAGCAAACGAACUUUAGGAAUAUUAUCUAAGUGAAUUUGCUGGACUGGCGUUCCCACAUGUAAAAUUAGAAGUUCAAAUAGGGUAAUUAGGUGGGAGAGACUCUCCAAGUUUUCAUCUUCUUCAAAAGUCGCCGUCGUGUUUGUUGUCGUCAAUUACUCGGGGAAUAUUAUUUUUUUUCUUUGCCAAGACGGAACGAGGAGUCCAGGUAGAAAAGUUAACGUUAGACUAACGUUCGGCUGACGUUAGGCUGACGUUAGUGACCAAAAAAUGUUGUUAGAUUAACGUUAGCCUAACAUAAGUUAACGUUAGUCUAACGUUAGCCUAACAUAAGUUAACGUUAUCCUAACAUUAGCCAAACGUUAGGCUAACGUUAGCCUAACAUAAGUUAACGUUAGUCUAACGUUAGUAUCAUUAUCUAACGUUAACUUUUCCACCUGAGAGUAUGUAUUUUUAUUCUCAUUUCUUCUUAAACUCAACACUAAUUUAGAUUCUUAAUUCAUAUACUCCGAUUGCAUCCAAACUUGCAGCAACAUUUACAACUUUGUCUCAAUAUUGUGAAACUUGCAAGCACCUUGUCAUCAAUGUUGCUGCAAGUUUUGAUGCUGUGUCUUAGUAGUAAAAUGUAAAAAACAAUUUUAGAAAUAAAAUCAGAGUUUUUGUUUAAAUAGCCAUUAGGCCAAACGAACAAAAACAUCUUAUUUCUAAAAAUUUUUAAUAUUUUAAAAUAAAUUUUAGUCAGACUCUUAAUUCUUUGGUGUAUCAGUAGCAAAACUCUACUUUAGUAUAAAACAAUUUUUCUUGCAUCUUUUACAAUCUUUGGUAAUGGAAAACAGUUUCUCGUAAUUUUUCCAAUCAGUACUAGAGGUCAAUGACUGUCAGACGUAAAUUUCUCCUAUUUAUCGAGUUUCAAUCAGACAAUUUUUUCUCAAUAUAAUUAUUAUAUUUAAUUUAAUUAUUAAUUAUUAUAAUAAUCGAAUUGAUAAUAUAGUAAAGAUAAAAUAAAAUUUUCGACUGAUUCAAAUAAAGAGAAGUAAAAAUUGAUAAUUCUGAAAAUUCCGUCAAGCAAAAUAUUUUUUUUUCAAAACAAAACGACCUUUAUUUCAAGCUACCUGAUCGACACGAAGGAAACUCCGAUGGUAGAGAAAAUCCCGGGUGGUGUUGUUCCUGACACUUCGUGUCCUGGAGUUUACAAAUAAAAUACAAAAAAUCAAGACUCAAAUUGUGGUGCUUCACGUGAAUUCGUAAAAAUUUUAUAUUAAGUGAAAGACAAUUACCACACGAGCGAGAAACGAUAUUAAAAAUUCAUAUCCGUGAUAGUGUCAAAAAAAAAAAAAAAAAUUUUGUUUGACUCCCAAAAUUGAAUAUUGAAUUCUAUUCUAAUAAAAUAAAACAAACUUUAGAAUCAAUAGCUCAAUCAUUGAGAGUCAAUCAAAAAAUCCUCCCCCUCCCAACAAAAAAGCAGAUGACGCUUUAGUGAAACUUUUAGAGUAAAAAAAAAGAUAAUUAUAAUUGCGAAAAAGUGCAAAAGCGACCUAAAUGAAAAUUUUAAUUAAAUUAUUAUACCAUUAACUAUUUAAUUAGUUAGUGAAUUAUAUGUUAAUCACUGAGAAAUGAAAAAUGUUCCAAUUUCUAGAAUUGAUUUUUUUUUUUUUUUUGCUUGAGAAAUGGCACUUUUUGUGAAUAAUAUGCAGUUUUUUAAGAAUAUUUUUUUAUUAAAUGCAUAUCAAUAUUUUCUAAUUCUUAAUUAAUUAAAUUAAUUAAAUUUUUAGCAAACAAUCAUAAGUAAUUUAUAGACAAUCUUUAAAGAAAAAAAAAUCGAUAUUCAAAGAGUCUGGUUUUACUCGAAAAAUCUUAUUGGUCCAAAUAAUUUUUUCAAAAAGACAACUGCUCAUUCUUUACAGAUAUUUUUGUCUUGCUAAAAAAAUAUAUAUGUAUAUCUUACUUAUUACUAUUACACGACAAAAUGUUGUCGAAUUUCAGAACUAAACACAAAAAAAUAAGGAAUAAAAUAAAAAUUAUAUGAAUUUUAUUCGUUAUUUAUUUUCAAUUUUAUUAAAUUUUAUUUAAAAUUAUUAUUUUUAAUAAAAUAAUUACAAACUCGUAAUAUUUUAGUUAUAUUUUUAAUUAUUUGCCAAAGAUUACGCAAUUGAAAUCAGAAUUUCAAAAUUCAAAAUGGCGGAACCAAUAUGGCGGCCGAAUUUUUAAAAACUCGACGAAUUCGCUUGAAAAUUAUUACUCAGGGGUUUUUGGGGUUUCUAAUUACGAAUCUGAUGUCAGAUUUUUAAAAUUCAAAAUAAUGGAACCAAUAUGGCGUCCGAGUUUUUAAAAAUUAACGAAACUCGCUUGAAAAUCAUUGAAAAAUGCUCCAAACAUAGUUUAAUUGUAUUUUAAAGCACUUAGCGAAACCAGACAAAGAUUUUUCAAGUUUCAAUAAGAUUUUUUUGAAAAAAAAGAAUAAAAUUUUCAGAUAAUGCUUCGAUCAUUCAGAAAAAAAAAUUUAUUUUCAUGUUAUGACUUCAAAAAAAAAAAAUCAAAACAAGAAUUUUUAUUGUUUUUUUAUAUGAAAGUGUGAGAUAACAAAAUAUCUCAAAACUUGACUUUCUAGGAAAAUUUUUAAGUAAUUUUAACUUAUUUUAAGAAAAUUUCUCCUUUGAAAAAAAUUUUUAAAAAUUAAAAUUUAAACCUUCGAAAAUUGUUUGGUUCUGAAAUUCCUCAAAAUUUUCUCAAAGUUUGUUAUUGACAAUUCUAAUUAACUUUUAAAUUAUAUUCUUCUUUCAUUAUAUUAUAAUUAUUAAUUAUAAAUUAUAAAUUAUAAAUUAAUAUUCUGACAAUCUUAAUUUAAAUCGGUUGAUGAAUCUAAUUAAAAUAUACCUCAAUUUAAGAAGUGCAUGAUGAGUGCAUUUUUCUAGAAAGUGGGAUCAGUCAAAAGUGUACGUAACUCGACCAAUUUACAUAAAAUGUUAAUUUAAAAAUAUUCUUUUUCCAUAAUCACUCUACGUUUAUCUCAAUAUUAAUUUUCAAAAAGACUCGUCGUUCAGAAAUAUUAUUUAGAAACAAAAAGAAAAAAAAGGUUUCACUAAUUAGAAAAGUUAAAAAAAUAAUGUUAAAAAUUUCAAAGUUUCGCUCUUAAGUAUCGUGUCACGAAUUAUAGGUGACGUAGUAAUUAGUUAAUUUAAAAAAAGAAAAUUUUGUACAUAUUUCAAAUAUUAUGUAUAGGCAAAUUUUUUAUUCGAAAAUAUUUCAAAAUGCCGAAUGUCCGAUUUUACUUUUAAAGUAACAUGAUUUUUUUGUCGAUUGGAAACAAUUUUUUUUAAUUUCUCCUAAUUCAUUUUUUUUCAUCUUUCUUUUUAAACUUGUACAGCUAUUUGUCAGAGUUUUCUCUUUGUUAUUGUAAUUAGUAAUUAUAAAAAAAAAUUCUUGACUUCAAACUAAAUCUGAGGCAUCGAUUUUUGAGAAUUUUCAAUUAUUAAAGUCUAGAAUCGAAAUUUAGGAGUCUAGAUAUAAAUAAUAUUGUAUAAUGCUGUGAGAAAUUGCGAAUGUGUGUGUUUUAUUCGAGUAUGCAUGUAUAUAUUAGUUAAAAAUUUGUCAUUUAGAAUUAAUAAUUAAGAAUUAAAAAUAAUCGCGAGGCAAAAUGUCACGCCGAUAUAAAGAAACAAAAAAAAUUUCAUUCCUCUUGACGAGAAACAAUAAUUAAAAAAAAAAGUCCAUAUCGCAUCAGAAAGGGCUCCAAAAAAAAAAAUAUGACCAAAUUUUUUCAUCAAAAACUAUUUCUCAUCAAAAAAAAAGGAAAAAAUAUUUGCACAGUACUUUUUUUAUCUCCAGCCAAAUUUUUAUUCCUCCUGUUAAGGAACUCGAUUGUCUAAAAUCCUAAGAAAGGUAUUUUUUUACUUUAUAGAUUUAUUUUUGUCCUCUAUGUUAUAAAAUUAUAAUUAUCGUUAUAUUCGUAAAUUAUUGAAUGUUAAAAAAAAUUUUUUAAAUAUUGUUAUUUGUUGUAAAAAAAAAUUUAAUUUAAGUCAAAAAAUGAAAAUUUGUAAAAAAAUUUUAAAGAUUGUCGAGUUCCAUAACAAAUAUUUAUAUAAAUUCUUCGGCCAAAUUCGCAACACGAUGUAAGAGUGAUUAAUCACAAAUAAUUUGAUAUAUAGUGUGACUCUCACGAUGGCAUCGAGUACAUUUGCGUAGAAGAAUAAAAGUUUGUAGAUUGAAUUCUCUCGACCAGAAAACAAAAAAAAAAAUGUUAUACGUGAUUGCACGUGAUUGUAAAAUAAAAAAAAGAAAAAAAAAGUGUAUCAUAUUGCCGUGUGUGAAGCAUCGCCAAACAUCUUCGUUCGCUCGCACCGGAUUAAAUUUAUUAUAAAUAAAUUAUUAUAAAGCAAA
Molecule: messenger RNA, 10818 nt
Organism: Leptopilina heterotoma
Lineage: Eukaryota; Metazoa; Arthropoda; Insecta; Hymenoptera; Figitidae
Gene: SLO2
Product: potassium channel subfamily T member 2
Exons: 27
Coding region: 1731-6392 (1553 amino acids)
Biological process (GO): potassium ion transport
Cellular component (GO): membrane
Molecular function (GO): intracellular sodium-activated potassium channel activity
Source: RefSeq, a predicted model, not a curated record